Cyclopterus lumpus (lumpfish) is the source of this 1443-nucleotide messenger RNA. Its product is annotated as cellular nucleic acid-binding protein-like. NCBI's taxonomy places the organism in Eukaryota, Metazoa, Chordata, Actinopteri, Perciformes, Cyclopteridae. Gene Ontology annotation, molecular function: nucleic acid binding; zinc ion binding. The record is from RefSeq and is a predicted model, not a curated record. The transcript is spliced from 5 exons. Bases 143 to 691 code for a protein of 182 amino acids.
GUUCUGACGCGCUGCUACCGUAAUGCCUCGUGCACACGCGUACCGAAAAAACCACCGCGCGGGCUUGGCUGCAGUGAAGACCUCGUGUGUCGCAGAGGAGAAAAAACCGAACUGUUUUCUGGAGGUCUGAGCUGUUGCAGAGAUGAGCAGUAUUGAGUGUUACAGUUGUCACGGCAGUGGUCACUAUGCCAAGAACUGUCCAAAUGCAGGAGGACAAGUGAGAGAUCGCAAAGAUCCAUUCUGCUAUCGCUGCGGGGAGCUCGGACACAUGGCCAGAGACUGCGAAAUGCCCGAAGACGUCUGUUAUAACUGCCAAACAACAGGUCACAUCUCCAGAGACUGCAAGGAGCCCAAGAAGGAGCGAGAGCAGAAAUGCUACAACUGUGAGAAUACUGGACACCUGGCCCGAGACUGCAAGGAGCCCAAGAAGAACGACCGGGAGCAGCUGUGCUACACCUGUAACAACGCAGGUCACAUGGCCAGAGACUGCCCCUCCGCCAACAAGCAGAAGUGCUACUCCUGUGGAGGCUUCGGACACCUGCAGAAGUCCUGCGACAAGGUCAAAUGCAACAGGUGUGGGGAGACCGGCCAUAUUGCGGUUCACUGCAGUCAGACGUCGGAGGAGAACUGCUAUACCUGUGGGAAGCCGGGUCACCUGGCCAAGGAGUGCACCACGGAGGAUACCACCUAGCCACCUCAUCUCUUCCCUCCUUUAUUCGUUUCCUGUGAUCCUCCUCUUCUCAUUGGCCCAGAGGGCUGUCAGUCAGCAUCACAGCAGCCUGUCAGUCAGCCUCACAGCAGCCAAUCGGAGCAGGUGUAGGAAGGAGAAGGGACGAACGCUUCAAAAAAAUUAAUUAAAAACCUUUCCUCUGCAUUUUUAAAAGACAACACUGAAUUUGGGUUUUUGGUUUGGUAGCGGUGUCAUGAUGUGCAAAGCUUUGUUGAAGAAUCCUUUCUGCCUGGUUUAGGAGUAGAGUGUAACGUUUAGCUCCGCCCCUCUGUCAUAAGUGUGUGUGGGGGGGGGGGGUUAUGGAGGGAGAAGAAGUGUUUGAAGUUUCUUUCAUUGCAGGGAAUAACUUUAUUUUCUUGUUGUCAAAACCCAGUUUGUUGAAAGAAAUGUGAUUGGCCCCGCCUCCAGCAAGCAGCCAAUCACCUCGCAGGUCAGGACCCUUUAUCACCACACAGGGACACGAAUGAGCCAAUCAGAUCGGGUCACAGCAGACGACGAAAGGAGCGUUUUGUUGAACCAGACGGAUCGAUUCAUCGAUGAAGACAAAAAUUAAUAUAAAAAAAACUAACACAUUUUAAGGCUGGGUGGGAAUGUUUUCACAAGAAAAUCCAAAUGUUAUUUUUAUAUAUUACAGAGCUACUGUAAAAAUGUAAUUUGGUUGUUCUGCAGACUAAGUUUAACCUGACAAUAAAAACCAUGGAGGAGAAAGACAA